Molecule: messenger RNA, 1074 nt
Organism: Hydra vulgaris (swiftwater hydra)
Lineage: Eukaryota; Metazoa; Cnidaria; Hydrozoa; Anthoathecata; Hydridae
Source: RefSeq, a predicted model, not a curated record
AUGAAAGGACAUGGGGCAGAAGAUUUGUUUAACUGUUUAUACAGCUUUCUGGAAGAAGCAAAGUUGGAUAUAAAAUAUUGCCGAGGUCAGUCCUACGAAAAUGCUAGCAAUAUGGCAGGAAAAUAUUCAGGGUUACAGGCACACAUUCGAGAGAAGAACCCAUUGGCUGAAUAUGUGCCAUGUUUUGCACACUCCCUUAAUUUAGUCGGUGCAUCAGCUGUAAACUGCGUGACAACAGUGAGUGGAUUUUUUGAUUUUGUACAAAACUUGUAUGUCUUUUUAAAUGCAUCAACCCAACGGUGGGAGCUUCUAAUCAAAGGAUUGGAUAGUAACCAGUUAGUUCUAAAACCCCUUUCUGAUACUCGAUGGUCAGCACAUUCUGCAGCAACUAAAGCAUUGAGCAAAGGCUUUAAAAAUGUUAAGAUAGUGUUAGAGAACAUUGCUGAGGACCCCGAGGAGAAGGUUGAAGUUCGCACUACAGCUGCAGGAAUUGCAAAAAAGAUGGAUCAGUUAGAAUAUGGAAUUUUAUUAGAACUCUGGACACCCAUAUUAGAUCGCUUUCAUAAGACCAGUUUAAAACUGCAAAGUCCACAACUUGAUCUAAAUGAGGCUGUUCAACUGUUAACUUCACUAAAAGAAUAUGUAAAUUCACUUCGAGCACAGUUUGAUUUCUUUGAGAAGAAAGGAAAGGAAAUAACAGGGUCAACUUCUUAUAAAGAAGAGAAUCAGAGGAAACGAAAGCGAAGGAUUCAAUUAACCCGUCAUGAUGGAUCAGCUGAUGAAACAGUGUUUUCGGCACAGCAGAAAUUUCGAGUCAUGGUUUUCUUGCCAGUACUUGAUCACUUGAAUUCAGCAUUAUGUAAACGAUCAGAGGCAUACAGUGGUGUAUGUGAUAAGUUUGGUUUUCUGAGAAACAUUCGAUCACUGGAACAGUCUGAUUUGCGAAGAGCCAGUAGAAACUUGAUAGAUACUUAUGUAGAUGAUUUGGAAGAGUCAUUUGAAGAUGAAAUACUUCACUUCAAAGAAUAUUUGUUAGCUGAUACGUACUUGCAACAGAAUGAGAAAGAACUGUAA